This is a messenger RNA of Rotaria sordida, 1161 nucleotides long. The record is from the annotation of a GenBank genome assembly. NCBI's taxonomy places the organism in Eukaryota, Metazoa, Rotifera, Eurotatoria, Philodinida, Philodinidae.
AUGUCAAAAUCAAAUUGGAUUCUGCUCUGUGUAGUUAAUUCAAUUGAUGAUGCUACAGCUGUAGCUAAAUCACUUAAUGUGUGUCAAUAUCGAACAAAUAAUCUUAAGGAUCAUACAAAAUACUCAUUUAUAUGUAGUCAAUAUCGUAAAAAUUCAUCAUGUAAUUAUGAACUCAAAACAGUUGUACCUGAUGAUGAUCCUAACUCAAUUACGGUAAUGUUCAAAAAUACUCACAAUCAUAGCAACCGUAGCCAAACAUCUCGUUUACCAUCUCCACUGCGACAAUCUGUUUCAAAAUAUGUUCGUGCUGGUUUAACAGAACCUCAAAUUUGUUCGUCGCUCGCAAUUGAUCAUCCAACCAUACCAGUGUCAUCAAGCAAGUUAACAUCAUUAGUUCAAACCGAACGUCGAAAGGAUCGUCCUGAAAUCUUCUCAGUAUACGAUUUUCGUAAGUGGUGUAAUGACUAUCUAGAUGGUACUGUGCCAUAUUCGACGUUUGUACCAUUCUAUUUUAUUAAUGACGUGAACGACUUAUUUGUUUUAUUUACCACGAAACAUUUAAUUCAACAAAUUCAAUCCACUCCACUAUUGCAAAUUGAUGCUACGUACAAGAUAACGUGGAACGAAUUACCACUUCUGGUAUUUGGUGCAUCUGAUGGUAACAGACAUUUUCAUCCGUUCGGUGUUGCACUCGUCUCCGAUGAUGAAAGUUCAUCGUGUUAUGAACAUUUGUUUCAAUCACUUCAACAAUUAAGUAUUCAAGAACUUCAAAAACCAUACUCACCUGGAUUUAUAAUGGCUGAUGGAGUACUAGGAAUAAAUCUUCUAAUGACUGAAUGGCGUUCUGAUCCAUCGUUGAACAAAUUUCGUGAUUAUUUUUAUGAACAAUGGAUUGAAAAAUUAUCAAAUUGGUAUGAAGGUUAUGCAUUCAACAUACCAUCCACAAAUAACGGUUUAUGGCAACGAUCAUGUUGGUUAGUUGUACCAUUACAAUCAUGUAGCUGUCCUAUUGGUAUCAAAGAGUAUUCGUGUAAACAUUCUGUUGGUUUAGCAAUUAUAUUUAACACGCAUCAAGUCAGCGACAAAACACGUAUUCAACCAUUAGGUAAACGAAAAACAAGAAGACGUCUCAAGAAAGUUAGCACAGCUUUAAAUUUGUAA